AUGCUUGGCGACUCUGAAGCCACAGCUGCUGUCGCGGCCGGUCGGGUACCACCGGAUAUCAGCCUUGCAUACUUGGAGGAGGACAGGGACACGCCGUCGAUGCAUGCGGUCAUCAUCAUGUUCGCACUCACACUGGUGAUCGUGAACGGCCGAGCAUUCUCGCGGUUAUACCUUCGCAAAGUCUUUGGGAUUGACGACAUCCUCGCUAUGAUAUCGAUGGCAAUGCUCAUAGCCUUCGUUCCCCUGUGCAUUAUACUGAUAAACAUCGGUUCAGGCCGGCAUUUUGAAUUCAUUCAAUUUGUCAUGACGCAAAGUAUCUUGGACGAGACCGAGAUUCUCGAUUUUACUGCCCACCUUAUCUACACGAGUGCGCUCUUGUUUUGCCGGUUUUCUGGGUUGGCUUUCUACCACCGCGUGUGUGCUGUUCACAGUCGAUUUUUACUGGCGAUCAAGGGAGCUGCUCUCUUUCUGCUCGCGUCAUAUAUGACGCAAAUGCUCCUGAUUGUUUUCCACUGCCUUCCGGUAACAGCGCUCUGGCCAUACGCGUGGCAGACCCAGUUCACCAACUACAAGUGCCUACCAUGGGGUUUCGUUUACGGAAUCAACUCCGCCGUUUCACUUCUUUCCGACUUUGUGCUGUUUGGGAUACCAAUCGCAAUGUUACGAAUGUUGGAUAUGACUCGAAAACGAAAGAUUCAGAUGGCUUGCAUUUUGUUGCCUGGUAUAUUGGUUGUCGCCAUUUCGGUUGCUCGUCUCAUCCUCGUCAUCAACGGACAGUGGCAACCGGACCAGUCAUGGAUUUACAGCCCUCUACUUGCAAUUGAGGUCUCAGAAAUUGGCGCGACUCUCAUUGCCCUCUCUAUCCCAGGAAUUCGGCCCUUGGCGACAGAGAUAUACAGAAAGGUGCUCUCGGUGCUCUACAGAUGGUUCCCCGGACUUUACAAGCGACGACGGCAGACGCAGACCGGUGUUGACCCGGAUUUGUGGUGCAAGACACCGCCAUGGCAGUCGCUCUCGACGCAAAAGAGGUCAAGAUUCAUGACAAGUGACAUCAAAAGGGGGGAUAGUCAGGAGUUGAAGGACCUCCGCAGCCCUGAAAAAGCACUCGCAAGCCCCUUGGACCAAAGUAGGGGAAAAGUACGACCGCACAGUACAAAUCUCUGGAUGUUUGAAAGCCCGCCCUCGAGUCCCGCGUGGAAGAGGCCGAGGCCAGAAAGUACAAAUCUCUGGAUGUUCGAGAAAUAA
This is a messenger RNA of Colletotrichum navitas, 1245 nucleotides long. RefSeq lists its product as uncharacterized. The coding region runs from base 1 to 1245 and encodes 414 amino acids. NCBI's taxonomy places the organism in Eukaryota, Fungi, Ascomycota, Sordariomycetes, Glomerellales, Glomerellaceae. The record is from RefSeq and is a predicted model, not a curated record. The transcript is spliced from 3 exons.